Meriones unguiculatus (Mongolian gerbil) is the source of this 6660-nucleotide messenger RNA. It is a transcript of the gene Best3, whose product is annotated as bestrophin 3. Bases 1 to 2013 code for a protein of 670 amino acids. The transcript is spliced from 9 exons. Lineage: Eukaryota; Metazoa; Chordata; Mammalia; Rodentia; Muridae. The record is from RefSeq and is a predicted model, not a curated record. Gene Ontology annotation, molecular function: chloride channel activity.
AUGACUGUCACUUACUCCAGUAAAGUAGCAAAUGCAACUUUUUUUGGAUUUCAUAGGUUGCUCCUCAAGUGGAGAGGCAGCAUCUACAAGCUGCUGUACAGGGAAUUUAUUGUUUUUGCUGUUCUCUACACAGCUAUCAGUCUGAUGUACAGAUUGUUACUUACAGGAGCCCAAAAACGUUACUUUGAAAAAUUAUCAAUUUACUGUGACAGAUAUGCUGAACAAAUUCCAGUAACCUUUGUGCUUGGGUUUUAUGUCACUCUGGUGGUGAACCGGUGGUGGAAUCAGUUCGUGAAUCUGCCUUGGCCGGACAGGCUCAUGUUCCUCAUCUCCAGCAGCGUUCACGGGAGCGACCAGCACGGGCGCCUGCUCAGAAGGACGCUGAUGCGCUACGUCAACCUCACGUCCCUCCUCAUCUUCCGCUCGGUGAGCACAGCCGUGUACAAAAGGUUCCCAACCAUGGACCACGUGGUCGAAGCAGGUUUUAUGACAGCCGAUGAAAGGAAAUUAUUUGACCACCUCAAAUCUCCUCAUCUGAAAUACUGGGUUCCCUUCAUUUGGUUUGGAAAUCUUGCAACUAAAGCCCGGAAUGAAGGCAGAAUAAGAGACAGCGUAGAUCUACAAUCCCUGAUGACUGAGAUGAAUCGGUACCGCUCUUGGUGCAGCCUCUUGUUUGGUUAUGACUGGGUCGGCAUUCCACUGGUUUACACACAGGUUGUCACUCUCGCCGUCUACACGUUCUUCUUCGCGUGCCUGAUCGGACGGCAGUUCCUGGAUCCCACCAAAGGCUAUGCAGGGCAUGACCUGGAUCUGUACAUUCCAAUCUUCACCCUCCUCCAGUUCUUCUUCUAUGCAGGAUGGCUCAAGGUUGCUGAGCAGCUGAUCAACCCUUUUGGGGAAGAUGAUGAUGAUUUUGAAACGAACUGGUGCAUUGACAGAAACCUGCAGGUCUCUCUUUUAGCUGUGGACGAAAUGCACAUGAGUCUACCCAAGAUGAAGAAGGACAUUUACUGGGACGAUUCUGCAGCUCGGCCACCGUACACACUGGCAGCUGCUGAUUACUGUAUACCCUCAUUUCUGGGCUCAACAGUUCAAAUGGGGCUGUCCGGGUCUGACUUCCCCGAAGAGGCCUGGCUGUGGAACUAUGAGAAGCACGGCCACCGACAUUCAGUGAUGAGGAGAGUCAAGCGCUUCCUGAGCACCCACGAACACCCCGGCAGCCCCAGGAGGAGGAGGAGUUUCGGCAGGCAGGCCAGCGACAGCUCCAUGUUCUUCCCACACAGCCCGGCUCGGGAUCUGCUGGACGUGCCUUCAAGAAGCCCCAGCCGAGGCUCACCCACCCGGAAGCAAUCCCCCUCCCGAGAGGGCAGCCCUAAGCUGCACUCCAGCAUGGGAGAACUGUCCACCAUCCGGGAGACCAGUCGUGCCAGCACUCUGCAGAGCCUGAGCCCUCAGUCCAGUGUGAGGGCCUCUCCUACCAAAAUGCCCCAGGUCCCCGAGGUCCUGAUCACAGCAGCCGAAGCACCGGAGUCCUCAGCAGACGGCCAUCAUCAUGACUCCACCGCCUCCAUCCUGAGCCUCGAGUUCACUGGGGUGCAGCCAAGCACGACCGAGCAGCACACAGACCUGGCGGGAAAGGCGGCGCCGCUCGCAGACCUCAAUCCCCAGACUGUUUCAACCGGCACUGAAAGAGACUUGUUCAAGUUCGAGGACGAUCCAGAUGACGACAGAUUCCUCAAGCGGUGGAGCCUUCCAGAGUUUACAGAGUCCAGGCACACCUCCCUGGGAAACUUAGGUCCAGAUCCUUUGAAUUCCGGGGCUGCUUUUUCACUUGACACAGAAACAGCCUCAGAGACCGGUGCAAUCCAUUCCGGGGCUGGCUCUGGGGUCUCUCCCGACAUCCUGUACUUAAUGGAAGGCUUGGAUAAGGAAACUGACAUCCUGGAGUUUAACAACGAGCACACUGAAGAAUCCCCUAAAGGAAUGACCCAGCGCCCCAGAACCUGGUUCUAGCCCAGCUUCCUGCUUUAAACAAAGCUGUCCACCAGUCUGGGAACACCCUCAGGAGCUGGGGAGCUGGCUAGCUUGUAUUUGCAAGCUACAUAGAACUCUGAAGGGCAUUACAUUAAGGUCCUACAAAACAAAACAAAACAAAAAAAUCACACAUCCACAUUGUCUAGCACAAAGGGGCCUUCAUGGAAGUUACAUAGACUGAAGCAAAUCACCAUCAUACAAAUGCAUAUGGCGUAUUCACCCACACAUGAUUAGCUUUGGAAAUGGCCAUACAGAUCAUAGUCCAGGCCCACAGAAACAAAGGCCCAGACACAAAGGGUCCUGUUCUUUCCUGUUCCCUCCCACACCUCUCUCUUUCCCUCCGGCUACAGAGACAAGAGAUGCCAUGCCCAGAGGCCCUUCUCGGCUUAGAGUUGUUCCCCUGAAGCUCCCUGACCAUCUUGCUCCCGCUUCCUGUAACCAUUACGGUUAUAGACGAUUAUUGUUAUUGUUUCCAUCUUUCCAUAACUCUUAGUCUCCCUCCACAUCAGAAAGUUCCAUUUUUCUUCAGUAGCUGUCUCAUAUGUGUCUGGACUUUUUUUCUCUUCCUCUUUCCUCUCUUACCUUUUUCCUCUUCCCUGUCCCCCUAGUUUAGCUCCUCCAGUGACGCUACUCUGUCCCUCUUUCCAGGUUAUAAUAUCUUCUCUUUCCAACUCUGUUGCUUACCUCUUGUCAGGUAUCCAAACCUGGAGACCCUGGCGAAGCCUGGUAGGGGAACCUAACACACCCGCCCUCCUGUGGCCCCAGCCUUGCAGUAAGAGGUGUAUGCAGGUUGAUGGCCUCCACCGCUAUCUGAAACCUGCUGCUUCUGCUCUUUCAUCUUGAACGCCAAAGGAAAAAAAUGAAGCUAAGAUGCUAUGAAAACUGCAUAGCCAAGCACUACAUCGCCAAAGGACAGCCUGGCUUGGAAAUGCUGAGCUCACGCACAGUCUUAAGCAAAGCUAUUCCAAUUGUUUCACAGCAUGGGACCAGUUCUUGCGUCUACUGAGUUGUUUUUAUGUGAAGAAGGAUAUUAGAGCUGUGUGGAUGGCAGGGUCCAUGACUGCAUGAUGAAAACAGAUUGUUGCCAACCUCCUCUCUGAAGCCCGUAGGUUAGGUUUUGCAAUCGAAAAGCUUUGCCUUCUGAGUGCUAGCCUUCCCACCUGUCACACAAUGAAACCUGACCCAUGGCUUCAGAGGCAAGAAACCCUAAUAAUGACCGCUGGUUUGGCGCCUCAGUGAUCCUUGCGGUCUCAUCUGAAGUCCACAGACGAGCUCACAAUGCUUGAAAAGAGUCCUACGAGACCAACAUACCAUUAGCUAGCUCCACUUUAAAGAUGAAGAAAACAGAGGCAUCGGGGAACUGAUUUUCCUGAUGGCUCAAGAGUCCACAUUUCCUCAUUGUGCCAUGCUGUCUAUAAGGCCCCGACUCUGCUAUCCAUUUGCCCCAAAUUCUAGAGGAUGCUCCAAAGUGGCUAAUAGUAGGUUUUGGCCAAAUCCCUCCAUCCUUGGAGACCUCUCAUGAUCCUCCCUGCUCAAGACAAUCUUCAGUCACAUAGGAGAGCAGAGCUUCUGUCUUUAAACUUAGCCAGGGUCCCCUCCACGUGUCACUCUAAAAGAAAGCUGGCAGGAGCCUCUUAUUCCUUCCCCCACUUCUUCAUCCUGAUGGCCCAUGACCACAUACACAGGAGACCUCAAAUCUCAAAUGCCUAUCAAGGGGCAAGAGCAAUGACCCCUGCCUUAACUGACUUUUCUUAGAGGACUGAAAUGAUAUGCUAUUACAAGAAAUGCUGUACAUUGAUGGUUCUCUAUAUUAGUCCACACCAUCAGCUCCUGAGAAAGGACUAGUUCCCCAAAGUACCACAUAUAGACAGACUAUGGGCUCAAGCCCCAUUACACUUCUAAAAGGCCAGAGCCCCAACCUUCUCCGGUCACCAUGGUCUUCUUACACUUUUCCCGAGUACUGCAGUAUAAGCCUCCUCCCUAUCCUCUUCUCUUUAGCUCUAUCUAUUGUUCAAAUACAAAUAAGUUUCUGCUUAGCUGCCCUUGAGUUAUAAUCAAUUUUCAUUUCUAAAUCCAAAGUUAUCAGCUGUGCAGAGAUAGAAGGAUAGUUUUAUGGAGAGAUGGGAAGAUGUUCAUUUAUCUCUAUUCUCAUGCAUCUCUUAUACCCCUUUAUUCCUAAGACUUAUUUAAGUUCCUCGAUAUUUCUUCAGAUUUUGAGAUGGUGUCCCAUUUUCUCCUCACACUGAAAACUGAAUUAUGACUUGCUCUAGGAGCCCAGAUGCAGAAACCCUUCCAUCCUAAAAUGAGCCUUUAUCCCGCAACAGCCAGGGCUGCAAAAAGAAAAAAAAAAAAAUUAUUCUAUUCUGCCUGGUUUUUUUUUUUUUUUUCCUUUUUCUUUUUUUUUUUACCUGCCUAGAUAACUUCCCCCUUAGCUCUAGGAAAUUCCACCUUAGAGACAAAUAGCCGUAUGUCCCUGUGUCUUAAUCUUGAGGGUUUGACCAAUGCAAGAAAAGGCUUAGCCUCGUGUCUCGCCAUGUGCAUAAUGUGCGUGUCAUAAUGUGCAUGUCAGGGUAUGCAGUGAGGCCAAGCCCUUUGCGUGUUUUUUCCCUGCUCCUAGAGAGAGCUCUGCCCUGAUUCCUGGGUUCAGUUUCAAUAUGGUUAAGAGCCCAUCAACUUUUCCUCUCCUGUCCACGCAUUUAAAACUUCCUGGUUUAUGGCUUCUUCAUUGUCCCAUCUACCCAAUCCAUUGCUUCCAUUACUCUGGGUAGUCACUUUCGCCCUUGUCCAGCCAAGAGGUAGAAAACAUAGAUGAAAUGGAAUGGGGGAAAUACAAAAUUUACCAUCAGUAUAAGGAAAAAACAUCUAUGUAUUAAUAACCUCCGAAAAACUUCAAAAACUCGAACGAAGCCUGGUAUGGUGGCACAUGCCUAUAAUGCCAUCACUCAAAAGGCUGAGGUGGGUGAAUUAGAAGUUCAAAGUCAACCAGGUCUAUACGAUGUGUUCAAGGAUAGCCUGGGCUACAUAGCAAGAUCUUCUAUAAAAUCCAAACCAAAACAAGCAAACAACAGAAAAACUUUGAAAAAGAAAAAGGGAGGCAGGAAAUUGAACAAAUGUGUGUCUUUUCCAACCAUCAGAUCCUCAUCUACCAAAUGGGGGCUCUCUAGAAGGUUUCACAGCCAUUGUUAGCCAUGGAAGGGAAAGGCUGGGACCUCAGAUUGUCCUGUGUGACCAAUAAGUAUGACAGUGAUUGGUUUUCCAAGAAUUCAUUGCAAACUUCUCUUCUCACUGUGGUAACCUGUUCUUCAGGGUCCCCUUUUCUCUGAGAUUCUAAUCUCUUUCAUUUAAGAAGAUUUUCUUGUAACAUUCACUGAAUUAAGCCUCCAACUUAACUGUUUUGUCACUCUCUUCGAACUUUUUUUCCUCUUUCUGAUGCUUCCCAGCUUCUAUCAUCUUCCUUCUUUCUGGCAUUUCUCACCAUUCCUUCACACACACACACACACACACACACAUACUCUGCAUCCCACGGCACAUCACCACAGCCAUGAAUUUCUCAUCUAACUCAUAUGUAUUAAUCUCCCCCAUCAAAAUGUGGGAUCAGAUAAAAAAUUAAUUUGCAUGUGUUCAUUCCUCUCUAAAUCUAGAGGACACUGCGUUCAAAGCCGGUGGGGUCAUCUUAGGAAAGCUGCUCUCCUCAAAGCUGGUCCUAUAUCAGCUAAUUAGCAGUAAUACUAGUGUAAAAACAAAAACAAAAGCCAAAGCAAGAGCAAGUCAGAAUCUAAUUUCAUCUACCCGUCCCUCACCACAACCAUCUACACACGUGGUCACCAGCAAACACUGAUGUCUGUGCAGCCGAUGGAGAUAAGUCUUUUUGUCUGACUGGACUGUCUCAGGGGAUACCUCAAGCCUUUCCACAUUUUUUCCCUUAGUUCUGUGAACCCAAUUUUUAGGACAGUUUUCUCGCUGAUGGGGCCACUGAGUUGAAAGAACCAAGUGAACAAUACCAGGCUUCUUUGACUACAAACCCUAAAAUCCAGAAGUCCCCAACCUGCUGGCAAAGCUUUAGAACCAUGAUCUGACUUGACUCCUUCACUGCACCCUAUGCCUUCCUUCAGCCUCCCCGAAUGUGCAGUCAGCAUGUUCCUGGCUGUGGCAAAUGUGAAAUGAAAGUAAAUUCCCUACAAAAACUCAGUUGACUCAGAGCAGAGGUUAAAUUUUUUGUUUGAUCUUCUUUGUUUCUGAAUUGAUUUAGAAAAUGGGGCCAAAUCUGCCUUGUACCACAAGUGGGCUUAGCCCCAGAGUUCCAUCUCUAUGGAACCGUCUUCUCCAAGCUUCUAAUUUGCCUAACAGAGAUAACAAAGGGAAACUACACUUUGUGUCCUGAAAACAAAUAAGACAUUUCUCAAAUUGGUUUUGUGCAGAUUUCCUGACCUGUUCCAAGUUCUCUGUCUGGGCUAGCGGCUCUCAGCCACAUGUGAUCUUGUACCCAGGAGACACUGGGAAGUGUCAAGAAACAUUUCUGACCAUGAUAACAGAAGUAUUAUUGGCAUGUAGUGAAAGAGGCCAGUGAUGCCACUGAACACCCCGCAACACACAGGACAGACACCUCAGGCAUCUGAGAAAACAAAU